This is a messenger RNA of Mirounga angustirostris (Northern elephant seal), 1048 nucleotides long. It is a transcript of the gene SPAG7, whose product is annotated as sperm associated antigen 7. NCBI's taxonomy places the organism in Eukaryota, Metazoa, Chordata, Mammalia, Carnivora, Phocidae. Bases 74 to 757 code for a protein of 227 amino acids. The record is from RefSeq and is a predicted model, not a curated record. The transcript has 7 exons. Gene Ontology annotation, molecular function: nucleic acid binding.
GACGUGUUUCCGGCCUUAAAGGCAUUUCGCCCUUCCCUUUAAGACGCGCCGCCCCUUCUCAGUCACUCCCAAGAUGGCGGACCUACUGGGCUCCAUCCUGAGCUCCAUGGAGAAGCCACCCAGCCUCGGGGACCAGGAGUCUCGGCGCAAGGCCCGAGAGCAGGCUGCCCGCCUGAAGAAACUGCAGGAGCAAGAGAAACAACAGAAAGUGGAAUUUCGUAAAAGGAUGGAGAAAGAGGUGUCAGAUUUCAUCCAAGACAGUGGGCAGAUCAAGAAAAAGUUUCAGCCGAUGAACAAGAUAGAGAGGAGCAUCCUACACGAUGUGGUGGAAGUGGCCGGCCUGACGUCCUUCUCCUUCGGGGAAGAUGAUGAGUGUCGCUACGUCAUGAUCUUCAAAAAGGAGUUUGCACCCUCUGAUGAAGAGCUGGACUCCUACCGUCGCGGGGAGGAGUGGGACCCCCAGAAGGCGGAGGAGAAACGGAAGCUGAAGGAGCUGGCCCAGCGGCAGGAGGAGGCGGCGGCCCAGCAGGGCCCCGUGGUGGUGAGCCCCGCUAGCGACUACAAGGACAAGUACAGCCACCUCAUCGGCAAGGGCGCAGCCAAGGACGCGGCCCACAUGCUGCAGGCCAACAAGACCUACGGCUGCGUGCCCGUGGCCAACAAGAGGGACACUCGCUCCAUCGAAGAGGCCAUGAACGAGAUCCGGGCCAAGAAGCGCCUGCGGCAGAACGGGGAAGAGUUGCCGCCUACCUCCUAGGCACCGCGGCUCCCGGGGCAGGGCAGGGGGCGGGGCAGGGGGCGGGGGGGACAGGCUGCUGCUACUAGACCCAUCCUGGAGCCCCACCUCCGCAGCACCUCCCGCCGGCCUCUCUCGGGCUGGGGGCCGGUGGUCUCCGCGUCACUGUCGGAGCCUGGCCGUGUGCGUGCGUGUGUGCGUGUGUGCGAAUGCGCAGGUGGGUAUUUAACGUGUAUCAUUCUCCUUUCUCCUUGGAAUUUCCUUCCCCGUGGGCUGGGAUGACUUUACAUUCAAUAAACACUGUUGACCCAA